CUUUUUCCUCUCAGUCGGUCGCACAGAAGCAGCAGCAGCAGUGACUGUGACAGGAAAUGUACUAGUUUAUUAGCGAGCGGAUGCGUCAUAUUUGCAGUCACAGUAGCACAUACACACGUUGUGUAGAACGAGACUGCACCUUCCCGCCCUGCUCUGCUCACGUGACCGCGUUACUUGUCCGCCCGCGGAGGAGUUCCCUGAGGAUCCUUGCGCCGAGCCGUGUGUAGCGACAUGAUGCAGGGACAGGACAUUCCGCGGGAUGUGAUCAGUCUGCUGAAAGAUGCAGAGAGUUACUUAGCCGAGUGCUUGCAGAAUGAAAAGCUGAGCAGCAGGGCAAGAGAGCAAAGGGACGAGAUCCUGCACAGCUUUUGGCAAAUACGAAACAGGUACAGCGUAGAAUUUGUGCAGAAAGGAGGUGAGGCUGCUUCUCCCCAUACAGGACAGGAUGAUUACGAUGACAUUCACAGCGCAAGUUAUACUCCAUCUCAGGCCUCUGAUGAGGUCUCUUUUGCUUCUGAUUAUGCAGAUAAUGAGGAAUCUGAAGAUGAAGAUAUAUUUAAUAAAGUCUUGAAACAGGGCUAUCUCGAGAGGAGAAAGAAAGAUCACGGCUUUUUUGGAUCUGAGUGGCAGAAGAGGUGGUGUGUGCUCACUAAGAGAACUUUCCUAUAUUAUUCCAGUGAGAAAGGGAAGCAGCCCAAAGGUGGUUUUCCUAUAAAAGAUUCUCUAGCACAACUGACGCCUCACAUUCGCAAAGACUCCCGGCGUGAAGGUUGCUUCGAAAUUGUUACUCCAGACCAACAUGUCUUCCAGUUUACUGCUUCCAGUCCAAACGAUGCCAGAGACUGGGUGGAACAGAUACAGUUCUUGGUGAAAGACAUACAGUCGACUAUUAUUCCCUAUGAUGAGGAUGAGGAGGAUGAUGAUGAGGAACCCUAUGAUGAUGUUGAACGCCCAAAAUCUUCUCCAGCAGUUGGUCUUCCAAAUAAUAUAAAAGACAGCCUGCAGGAAGAUGAUGUCUAUGAAUCGAUACCAGGUGAAGAAGAGUUGGAAGAAUCCGAAGAUGAAAAGGCGACGAAUUAUGAGAUGAAACCAGGUGAAGCUGUGACCACCUAUGGAGAUUAUUACCAAGGACUCUGGAACUGUUUCAGUGACAAUAAUGAUGAGCUUUCCUUUGAGCGAGGCGACCUUAUCCACAUCCUGAGCAAGGCGGCAGUGAGAAGCUCGUGUGGCAGUGGAUUUAAUUAGUAUGUCCCCCCCCCCGCUCUUCAUUGCGCCUGAUCCCGAGACCCUCGCCGGCGCCCCUUUUAUGACACUUUCCUGUCCGGCUGAUGUCAGAUGUGGCCCCCGAGCAACACACACGGACCAACACUCGUACAACAUUCAUUUUAUCAUCCUUUCACUAUUCAUUAGUCUGACGCUCAAUAGGCCACCUAGUUGCUAGGAUAAUUGGGUCCCUAGCAACCAGAUAACCCUUCACAUUUCAGCUGCAGAAGAAAACGCCAAAUUACGAAUACAAUGAAUAAAGACCAAUAAUCCAUUGAAUGUCGGAACUAGAAAGCGACGCUCCCACAACAGUGAAAACUUUUGAAACCCACAAAGAAUUAAACCAAUCGAGAAUCCCACUGUCUGAAUGACACUGCCCCUUUAAUUGAUGGAAACAGUGUGCCCCUAAUAUGAAGGGUGUAUAGAAAUAUAUAUAUAUAUACAUGGGCCUUUUUAUCCAUCAUUUACUUUUCCUUAUUCAUUUAAACAGAAGGGUGCAGUUAUUAUGCACAGAGUAGAGUCCAGCGCGAUUAAACCCGAACCCGCAUACUUACCCGCUUGGACCCGCGACCCGCUG
This is a messenger RNA of Xenopus laevis (African clawed frog), 1840 nucleotides long. RefSeq names its product src kinase associated phosphoprotein 1 S homeolog (gene skap1.S). The transcript is spliced from 12 exons. Lineage: Eukaryota; Metazoa; Chordata; Amphibia; Anura; Pipidae. Gene Ontology annotation, cellular component: plasma membrane; cytoplasm; nucleus. The record is from RefSeq and is a predicted model, not a curated record. Bases 232 to 1245 code for a protein of 337 amino acids.